UGAACGUUGUCGAUUUCUUGUGAUUAAAAUAUAUUUUAACAGAUUCGUAUUGAUUCGCCAUUUUGAAUAUUACUUGUAAUACAUUUUUUAUUUAUAAUAUUAAAACUUUAUAAGCAUUUAUUUUUUAGUACAAUACAACAAUGUGCAUAAAGCCUACUUGAUUAUAUUUAUUGUUUCACUGCGUAGUUAUUUCACACCAUGUUGUCUUGAUUGAAUCAGUUAAUAAUAUCAAAAGGAUGGCCCAAUUAGAGUUAUAUACAGAGGCAGACAAGUUGAAGUUAUCUAAGUUUACAAAGAUUUUGACUCACAAGGUCGCGCAAAUAGUGGUUCAGAGCAGACAAGGGAAGAAGAUAACUCAAGAAAUCAACGCUAGAAAUCCUAUAGAUAAUGGGCCUCCGUCUCCUAACAAUCAACAAUGGUUCAAUUUGUCUAUUCCUGAUGAGCCUGAAGUUAAGCAAGAUACAAAUGGAGUACUGAAAGAAGAAAUUGUGUCUGCACUAUCUAAAGUUUUGUGCAUAGAAAUAUCGCUAAGAACUAGUGAUGAUGAAGGAAUGGUCCUAGAGUUGUGGACGGUGAGAAUGGUCCCAAGUUCAUCUAAUAAUGGCAUAUCCAUUCCUACAAUUUAUUACCGUAUGAGUAUUAUGCUUAAAUCUACGUUAACAAUAUCAAGGAUUACACCCGCUUACAAAAUGUCUAGGUCCCAACAUAAAGAAUCCUAUAAAAUAUUUCAUAAGAUAUAUGGUGGUGAACCCAACUUAAAUUUAUUAGGUGAACAAUUUAAAAGUAUUAAAAUAAGUGAUCUUCAAACACCAAUAGGCACUAUAUACAUAGAUGUAGUGUACAGAACCAAAAUGACAAUACUACCUGAGGACAAACCCAAAAUAGCUUUAUCUUCAACUGUUACUACAACUGUUAAUGAUAUCAUGGUGAAGAGUGACCAUUUUUAUGAAAGUCCAAAGAAAGUGAAUGAUAAAAAGGAGAUAGAUUUAUCCAAGCCUUUGACAGCAGGCGCAUUCGUCGACGCCGACCAAAUUCGAGAGUUGCAUGAUGCACUUAGUCAGCAACUGCCACCCGAGCCUCAGAUGAGCUGGCUCCGAACUGAAAACGACAAUAAACAAAAUUUGCAGAAAAUGAAGAAUUUAACCAUAUCGGAAAAUGAGAAUGAUUCUAAACCGAGUUGCAGUGCUGACACGGGUACAUCAACCCUUCAUGCCACAAGUAAGGCCAUAGAAGUACCCAAGAUGAAGAAUGGCGAUAAAUAUUCUAGUCUAAUGGAUUUUCCGUUCGCCGACGGUAGUCCCAUGGCAGAACUGGCAAACUUUUACCAGGAGUGCCUACAGGCUAGGUCGGCGAGCGACGAAUGGACAGACAUCGCCGGUGAAGCGUCCGCUUCCACUGAUUCGGAAUCAUUAUCUCAGCAGUUGAAAAUGUUUGAGGAUGCUGUCCCGGAGUUCGACAACAUGGUUGCCUCGAUGUUCAGCAACUCCGAGAAUGGAUCCGAGUAAUUGUAACCAUGAAGUUGUUAUCGCUUUUGUCUAAGUAUUUGUUAUUAAAAUGAAAUGAGAUAUGUAAAAAUCAACCAAUGAGGUACCCAAUUAUAGAACAUUCCUUGCGGUCAAACUAGUUUAACUAAGACGAAGUUCUGUUUGUAGUUUGUUCGCAUGCCAUAAUUUGAUGGUUUUAAAUUUUUUUCUAUUGAUUGAUUUUUGCGUUUUCAUAACUAUUAGAUGUACGGGCGAACCAAAAAAUUGUUUAUAUGAUUACGCUUUAGAAGGUUGAUCAUCAUCUGUAUCUAAAUAACGAAGUCAUCGAAAACGAAAUUUCCUUAUUGACAAGUGGUUGUUAAACAUUCUACGUUGAGGCUUACUGGCUAUGCCACGCUAGUUAUCCAUUUUAUUUGUUCA
Molecule: messenger RNA, 1904 nt
Organism: Achroia grisella
Lineage: Eukaryota; Metazoa; Arthropoda; Insecta; Lepidoptera; Pyralidae
Product: autophagy-related protein 13 homolog
Exons: 6
Coding region: 237-1505 (422 amino acids)
Biological process (GO): piecemeal microautophagy of the nucleus; autophagosome assembly; protein localization to phagophore assembly site
Cellular component (GO): phagophore assembly site; Atg1/ULK1 kinase complex; cytosol
Source: RefSeq, a predicted model, not a curated record